CUACUUACUUUUUGUAUAUGUUGAGAGAGUGGACUGACUGGCUGGCCUGAGAAAGAGGGAAAAUGGACAUGAAACAAUACAGUAGGAAAGGCAAGAAGCCGAAAAUAUGUAAUGAUUCUUCAGCCGAUAUUUCCGUUACUGCAGAUCAAAUUUCUAAACUGCAGCCUGUUAGUCCAGAAAAGGUUUUGCUCCAAAAUGAAAAUCUGAAGGAAGAAGAAACCCUUGAUGAUGUUUUGGUUACACAAUCUUCCCCUAGUGUUCCUUGCUCUUCAAGACUAAAGAGGAGAAUUAAUCGCACGAGUGCAGCAAUAACACACACAAAUGCAGGCUUCCAUGAGAUUGGAAUUGUGGAAGAUGCUUCCAGUCAACAACUUGUUUCAACAUCCUCAACAGUACCACAAAAGAGCGAGUGCAAGGAAAAGGAAGAAGACAUGGCGGACGAUAUUAUCUGUUUAGGCAGUGAACAACAAUUGGCAAGAAGAUUCAGACGCACCAAGGUGAUUACCCAGGGAAAGCUAGACACUGAGACGUUUGAAUGCUAUUUCGCGAACUUAUGGGGGAAAUUCACAGUAGAAAAGACAGAUUCAUUCGCAUAUCUUGAUUGCUUAUGGUUCUCCUCGUACAUGGAAGGAUACGAAGAAAGUGUUCUGAGUUGGAUUAAGAAGAAGAAGAUUUUUUCAAAAAGAUACGUCAUCAUUCCUAUCAUUCUUUGGGGUCAUUGGAAUCUCUUGAUCUUAUGUCACCUUGAUGUACGUAUAACAUGUAAAAUUAGAACUCCCUGCAUGCUGUUAUUGGACUCACUGCAAACAAACAACCCCAGAAGGCUUGAGCCUGGCAUAAGAAAGUUUGUACUAGACUUGUACAAUAUGGAGAAAAGGUCAAGAACCAAAAAGCAGAUUUCUCAGAUCCCUCUCUUAGUUCCAAAGGUUCCACAACAAAAAAAUGGAAAGGAUUGCGGCAAAUAUGUUCUCUACUACAUAAACCUGUUCUUAGAGAAUGCUCCUGAAAAUUUCAGCGUAUCCAAGGGGUAUCCUUAUUUUUUGAAAGAAGAUUGGUUUCCUGAUGAAGCUGUUGAACACUUCUGUGAAGGACUGGUAUCCUCUCCCAGUGUUCCUUCUACUGCAAUUAAUUUGGAUGUAGUUGGAGAAUAGAAGAAAAGUAGAGAAAAAGAUAGAGCAUAUAAUAAUAAUAAUAAUAACAUGUAACAAUGAUUUGGGAAAUCUGGGAAGACGUAGUUGACUAGUUCAUACUUUUAGAGAAAUUCAGACGAACGAAAGAAAACUGGAGUAUUUCAAAAAAAUAGAUUCAAAACGUUUUAGCCAGUUUUUGUUUGUUGUAAUUCUAUUUGUUGUUUGUAAUUUCGCUUGUUGUUUGUAAUUUCGCUUUGUUGUUCGUUUCUUUAGA
Impatiens glandulifera is the source of this 1404-nucleotide messenger RNA. Its product is annotated as ubiquitin-like-specific protease 1D. The record is from RefSeq and is a predicted model, not a curated record. Gene Ontology annotation, biological process: proteolysis. Bases 63 to 1151 code for a protein of 362 amino acids. Lineage: Eukaryota; Viridiplantae; Streptophyta; Magnoliopsida; Ericales; Balsaminaceae. The transcript has 8 exons. Gene Ontology annotation, molecular function: cysteine-type peptidase activity.